AUGUCUAAUUGCACAAUUAUUGCCAACUUUAUAUCUUGGAAUCUAUUAGCUGAAAAUAUAGAAAAGUAUUUACCUAUUGAAAUGAAGAUACACUUGUCAUCGGUAGAAAGCAAUUUAAAAACAUCCAUUGAAGAUAAAAUGAUUCCAUCGAUAAAAUGGAUAAAAAAUUCGUUAAUAGUAGUUGAAGCUUGUAUGGAUAAAACGUGGGAAGUAUUAAAUUCUGGUCACUGGCAAUUUGUUCCAAUUGAAUACCGAUACUGUUACACCUUAUGUACUAUCUUAAAGGCAGUUCUAUUGGAGCUUCAGUACAAUAAUGAUACUAAACAAUUUACAAAAAAUACAAUUUUGUUGAGGAACAUUAUUCAACAGAUUGAUAAAGGUAUUCUAUUAGGAGCACCACUUCCAAAUGUAAUUGAUUUAUUACCAAAAGUUGCUUCAAUGUUGAAUAGCUGUAUCACAGAGUCAUUGGGAGAGUUAGAUGUAGAAGAAUUAAUUAUCGAUUCUGAAAGUUUAUAUAAUUUUAUAUUGCCGGGAUUUACUGAAAUUGUUCAGUAUGUUGAACCUUCGAUGGAAUUAUUUUACACAAAAAUAUUUAUGCCAAAAGUACCAGCAAUAAUGAAAGGUUGUAUCAAACAUUGGAAAGCUCUAGAGCAGUGGAAAGAUCUAAAGUAUUUAAUUAGCGUAGCUGGAAGUAGAACGGUUCCUAUUGAAAUUGGUUCACGUUAUACCGAUGAAAAUUGGUCACAGCAACUUCUUAGUUUUUCAGAAUUUCUACAAAAAUAUGUAUUAACGAAAGGUGACCAAGUUGGUUACUUAGCUCAACAUCAAUUAUUUGAACAGAUUCCUGAAUUGAAAGAUGAUUUUACAAUUCCUGAAUAUUGUAACUUUACAGACAGUGAUGAUGUGGAACAACCAGAUAUAAAUGCUUGGUUUGGACCUAGUGGAACUGUUUCACCUCUACAUUUUGAUCCUAAAAAUAAUCUUUUGUGCCAAAUAUUUGGACAUAAACGAGUCAUUUUAUACCAUCCAAAUGAUUCAUCUAAUUUGUAUCCAUAUGAUACAAGAUUAUUGAAUAACACUGCACAAGUUGAUCCUUUGAAUCCAAAUUACGAGAAAUGGCCCAAUUUUAGCAAAGCUAAAGGUUUGAUGACCUAUUUGAGACCUGGAGAAGUACUUUACAUUCCUCCAAAAUGGUGGCAUCACGUAACUUCUUUGACUCCAAGUUUUUCAAUUAGUUUCUGGUGGAGUUAAGUACGAAAGAAUAUAUUUAUAAAUUAUUAACGUGCUUGUAAUGCUCUCCAUGUACAAUGAUUUACUAAAGUAUUUGAAAGUUUUAAUAAAUAAGUUUUAAGAAAUAUAUAUGUAUGUUAAAUUGAAGUUUUCUAAAUAAUAGAAGAUAAAAAGUAAAUGGGAUAAAUAUUAACAUUAAGUAAAUAAAAGAAAAUAUAUAUUUUCAAUACAUAUAUAUUUAUUUAUGAUCAUAAGAAUAAUUUAUACGGUAGAUAAAAAUUAAUUAAGAAAGGCAAAGAGAGAAAUAGGAAUAAAAGGAAUAUUGUCUAAUAUACGCGUAUAUAUGAGAAAUUAUGGGGGCAUAGUGAAAGAAGAAAUACAUGAAAUUUUUGCAUCAAAUCUUGUACAAAUUUUCAAUUAAUAUUUGAUAAAAUUGAUUGAAUAAUAAGAAGAAAGAGUUGGAGUGAAUAAAAAUGACUAAGAUAAAUAAGCAAAUAAUAAACAAGAAAUCAAUACAAAGAAGAUAAAAAGAAAAGAAAUAUUUAUCAACUUAAAAAGGAUGAAUUAUAUUGGUAUUCUGUAUAUUCGUUAUUGCUCGAUUGGUUGACAGUACGUAAAACAAGUAUAAAGUACUGGAUCUACUACGGAUAUAAAGCGUUAGAUGAAAUUUACUUUACCUGUAUUACAGGACAAAUAAUUACUUAAUUUUAUGUUAGAUCACAUAUAUGACGACGAAGAGAAGGACAGAAAAUUUGAGAAUAAAGAUGAGAACAAUAUAAACACGGAUAUUCAAAUUUUAAUACAAAAAUAUAAAUGAAGAAAAACAAAAAUCGUACAUCAAAACAAUGGAUUAACAAUAUUUUGAUAUAAUUUCCUUUUAAUGAAAUGUAUUAAAAAUUGAUAAUCCUUAUAUCUUUUUAUUACUUUGUCAUAAAUAACUCCUAAUCCAUGAAUCAUUACUGUAUAAAAAUUUUACGUUUAUUACGUUUCAUACAUACUUAUAUAACUAUGUAUAAAAUAAAGCGAUAUUUAUUUUUUUAUAAUUAUUUUGUUAUUUGCUGUUAAUAUAAAUAAUGUACUUAUCAUUAUGAUUUCUAUUUCAGUAAUAUUACAUUUUUUCUUAUUCUUUCUAAUGGUGGUAAUAAAAUAACAUCGAAUUGUUGAAUGUAAAUUAAACUUUUUAAAGGCUUAUUCUAAAAAAAUAAUCAGAGAUAAUUUCGAUAUAAGGAAGGCGUGCCUAUACUUUAAUUUGAUUUAGUAGCGAUAACGAUACAAAACAAACAACCUUGGAACUAUUACAAUUGAUAAAAUAAGUGAAUUAUGUAUAAUUUUCUUAACGUCAGCCAAGGAAGAAACAGAGCUUUUUAAUUCAGGUAUUUUUCAUUUUGAAUGCCAGAAAAUAAUAUUAUUACGUCAAAGUAACGAUUAGUAAAACGGAAUAGUGCUUAGUAUGUUUCAUUGGUUUAAAUAAAAUAUGUAUAUGCAAAUCAUCGAAGCAGAUGCACCACAAAGGCGUUCAUGAGAAUAAAACGGAAUGCUAUAAAUACCCUCUGACCUACGUUUUCAGUAUAGAGUGUAGAAAAUAUACGUAUACGUAGAGUCUGUCAAACGAAAUACACAGUUUAUUAUUUGGGAAUGACGACAGAGGAGGCAUUUCCACCGAUCAUUAAGUUCCAGUGCACAUCGAGCUAAAUAUAUUUCCGGGUUUUCGAAACAAAUAUUACAGUAAUAACACUCCAUGAAUAAUAAUAGCAGCAUACUAUUUCUCGAUAGAAUUUUGACUCUCAUACCCAUAUCAAAAAGAUAUCGACUGCCUUGUUAUUCUCAUUACAUCCAUAUCUACGUUGUAAUAUUGGCGAAAAUCCAGUGUUUAAGAAGGUGAAAGAUAUUUUUAGAAAAUUCAUAUAAUUAUCGUAUUGUUAGUUCACGGAACGAAAUGUGUUAGUUACGACGAAAUAGGAAGUCAAAGCAGUUUAGUUUUUACAUAUCUAAAUACUAUAAACUUUGCAUCAUUUUUUAACGUAAAGUAUAUAUAAGAAUGCAAUUUUUUAUAAUCGUAUCAUAAACUUUAAUUUGAAAACAGAGAUGUUAUUAAUAUUUAAAGACACGCUGACGACACGACAGCAUUUCUACGUGCUGCUCGGUCCGGAAACCUCGAAAAAGUGAUCGAAUUCCUCGAUACCGAUUUAGAUAUUAAUACAGCUAAUUCGAAUGGUUUAAAUGCUUUACAUUUAGCAUCGAAAGAUGGCCAUGUUGAAAUAGUAACAGAAUUAUUAAAAAGAGGCGCUAAAGUGGACGCAGCUAC
Molecule: messenger RNA, 3535 nt
Organism: Bombus terrestris (buff-tailed bumblebee)
Lineage: Eukaryota; Metazoa; Arthropoda; Insecta; Hymenoptera; Apidae
Product: bifunctional peptidase and arginyl-hydroxylase JMJD5
Exons: 10
Coding region: 1-1251 (416 amino acids)
Cellular component (GO): nucleus
Molecular function (GO): histone H3K36 demethylase activity
Source: RefSeq, a predicted model, not a curated record